AUAAUAAGGGCCCGAUAAUGAAUCACUAACAGAAGGACUAGAAGAAUAAAAACCCUAGCCCAAACUUCCGUUUUGAUUCUAGGCUAGGGUUUCUUUGCUCUUAGCAAUUAGCAGGCAAUACAGAAUCAGAGGUGAAGCAGCUAAGCUUGGAAUUCUUCCAUCAUGGGUCGUAUGCACAGCCGAGGUAAGGGGAUUUCUGCAUCUGCCCUGCCUUACAAGAGGACUCCACCUAGUUGGUUGAAGAUCUCCUCUCAAGAUGUUGAGGAUAAUAUUUGCAAGUUUGCAAAGAAGGGUUUGACCCCAUCUCAAAUUGGUGUCAUUCUCCGAGAUUCUCAUGGGAUUGCUCAGGUGAAGAGUGUUACUGGCAGCAAGAUUUUGCGGAUACUGAAAGCCCAUGGUCUUGCUCCUGAAAUACCUGAGGAUCUGUACCACCUGAUUAAGAAAGCCGUUGCCAUCAGAAAGCAUCUUGAGAGGAACCGAAAAGACAAGGAUUCGAAGUUUAGGUUGAUCUUGGUUGAGAGCAGGAUCCACCGACUCGCCCGCUAUUACAAGAAGACAAAGAAGCUGCCACCAGUGUGGAAAUACGAGUCUACCACUGCCAGCACUCUUGUGGCCUAGAUAAAUCAAAUUUUGAACUGUCCUCCCGUGCUUCAAUUGACAUUCUUCCGGAUGGGCUAGCAGGAGUUGGACUUUUUGUAUUACAUUCUAUUAAUGCCGUAAAAGAACUAGUCCACUUAAUUUGAAGUUGAGAUACUUAAUGUGUUAAAUCUUAUGUUUAGUAUAUUGGAAUAAUUCAUUUUCAUUUCAUUUUUUCA
Messenger RNA from Gossypium raimondii (Peruvian cotton), 815 nucleotides. RefSeq names its product 40S ribosomal protein S13. The transcript has 5 exons. The coding region runs from base 163 to 618 and encodes 151 amino acids. NCBI's taxonomy places the organism in Eukaryota, Viridiplantae, Streptophyta, Magnoliopsida, Malvales, Malvaceae. The record is from RefSeq and is a predicted model, not a curated record. Gene Ontology annotation, biological process: translation. Gene Ontology annotation, molecular function: small ribosomal subunit rRNA binding; structural constituent of ribosome. Gene Ontology annotation, cellular component: cytosolic small ribosomal subunit; ribosome; nucleolus.